Alexandromys fortis (reed vole) is the source of this 4164-nucleotide messenger RNA. It is a transcript of the gene Tmem53, whose product is annotated as transmembrane protein 53. Lineage: Eukaryota; Metazoa; Chordata; Mammalia; Rodentia; Cricetidae. Bases 419 to 1036 code for a protein of 205 amino acids. The record is from RefSeq and is a predicted model, not a curated record. The transcript has 4 exons.
GAGCAUAGCCGAGUGGCUUGGUCCUGGGAAGGGUACGUGCCAGGCCUUUUUAGAGGUCGGCUGUCUAGCUACAGACAGUCCUUGUGCAAAUGCCCCACAGAGGGGGUGGCACUCACUUGCAGGGAAAAUGAGGGACCCCCAGACAAGGUGGGAAGGAGUCCAGGAAGCAGCUGCCUGUGGUGAUUCUCUUGGGCUGGGGUGGCUGCAGGGACAAGAAUCUGGCCAAGUAUAGCGCCAUCUACCACAAAAGGGGCCUUGAUGUAUUCCCUGGUUGUAGAGUAAGCUCACACCCCACAUCCCUGACCAUGGCUCUUUGAAUGGCAGGAGCCAGGGCAGGAUGCACCAGACUUAGUUUCCUAGGACGUCUUCCCUUCCUGACCAGGGCUGCAUUGUGAUCCGAUACACGGCCCCCUGGCACAUGGUCUUCUUCUCUGAGUCCUUGGGCAUCCCCUCACUUCGUGUGAUGGCCCAGAAGCUGCUUGAGCUCCUCUUUGACUACGAGAUUGAGAGGGAACCGCUGCUCUUCCACGUCUUCAGCAACGCUGGCGUCAUGCUCUACCGCUACGUGCUGGAGCUCCUACAGACCCACCCGCGCUUCAGCCACCUGCACAUGGUGGGCACCAUCUUUGACAGUGGUCCUGGUGACCGCAACCUGGUAGGGGCCCUGAGGGCCCUGGCAACCAUCCUGGAGCGCUGGCCUGCUGCGCUGCGCCUGUUGCUCCUGGUGGCUUUUGCCAUGGUCAUAGUCCUGUUCCACUUCCUGCUCGCUCCGUUCACGGCCCUCUUCCACACCCACUUCUAUGACCGGCUGCAGGACUCGGGCUCCCACUGGCCUGAGCUCUACCUCUACUCCAAAGCUGAUGCGGUGGUCUCAGCCAGAGACGUGGAACGCAUGGUAGCGGCACGCCUGGCUCACCGGGUCCUGGUGCGCUCGGUAGACUUUGUGUCAUCCGCACAUGUCAGUCACCUCCGUGACUAUCCUACUUACUAUACAAGUCUGUGUGUCGACUUCAUGCAAAACUGUGUCCAGUGCUGAGGUUCUGCUCCAGAAAUAAACGCCGGGCACCUCCCUUCAACCUGCAUCUGUCCUGGGGGCUGCUGCCAUGGCUGCUCCCACAGACCUUGGGGUGGGAGUGCCAGGGCAAGUUUCUGUGGGGCAGCCUUGCAUUUGGACAAAUGCAGUGUUCUUAUGGUGUUCGGGCUGGAAAAGGUUAAGUGUGUGUGUCGGGUGAAUGGCUUAGACUAAACCCCAGAGUUGUUUUGAAAAAAAGGGGGGGGGGUGAGGAGAUAGUUGUAAAGUGCUGGCUGUACAAUCAUGAGUUCAAACCCAGAACACAUUUUUUAAAAAAAGCCAGGCAUGGUGACAUACACUUAAUUUCCCAUCUCUGGGGAAUUGGGGAUAGUCAGCUACUUGGAGACUGGUCAACUAGCCUAGCCGAAUGGUGAGCCCCAGGCCAGUGAGAGGACCUUUCUCAAAAACCAAGGUGAAUUAUCCCUAAGGGAUUACACCCUACCUCUGGUCUCCACAUGCAGAUUGCACACAAGUGUAGCUGCACACACAGAAACACACCUGGAUUGUGGUGAAAACCCUUUGCAUGGACCUCUGAACAAAACUCCAGACGUGCAGUCAGGGCCCUGCCGUUAACUGGGAGGAAGCACCUAUGUGGACAGCUUGAUGGCAGAUCCCAGCUCUCCAGCAGCUCUGCAGGAUCGAGAACUUAAUCAUCUCGGAGAGCUAAAGUUUUAUACUUGUUCCCAGAAUUGAUUUUAGGUGUGUGUGUGUGUGUGUGUGUGUGAGAGAGAGAGAGAGAGAGAGAGAGAGAGAGAGAGAGAGAGAGAGAGAGAGAGAGGAGAGAGAGAGAGGAGAGAGCUACCAGGCUGCCUCAAUCUCACUAUGUGGCUGAGGAUGACUUUGAACUCCUGAUCUUCCUGUCUCCGGCUCCCAGGUACUGGGAUGAUAGGCAUAUGCCACCAUGCCUGGCUUGAAUUUUGAUUUCUUGAAUGGAAGGUACCUUAAGUAGCAAGAGAGGCCGGGAAGCAGGGCUGUGAUCUCUCUGGAAGGACAAGGCUCCCCAGUGAGCACUGUUCCCCAUCUGUCCUGUCACUCAGAGAGGUUGUCUCUGACCGUGUGGUCUGAGAAUCUGAGACAGACACCAGAUGAGGUCUGAGGAUUGGGGUAUUUGGGGCCUGCCUGGUACCACACACUUUGUUAGGGGGCCAUUGAAUCUGAGGAAUUUGAUGGCUCUGUAUUUAACAGGAAGACUAAGUGGGGAGUAGAAAGGCCGCCAUACUCAGUAGGAGGGAGGAGGAUGUGUCUAGGAGGCCAGAACCAGGGUCGGGGAUUCUGGCUGAAAUUACACUCCCAUUUCCUAAAAGAUACUCCCACUCAGUACCCUCCAGAAGGGGGAGAUGACUGUCACCGUAAGUCCUACCAUCUACUGUGUUACAAGUCACGGCUGCACAAUUCUGGCACAUGGUAAGCUAGGCAUUCAGUAUUUGUCGAUUGAACUUUCUGUCAUCAAGGGACUUGGGUUUCAACGAAGGGUUUUCAAAGUUUGGCAAGCAGUUGGGAUCUGUGGGUGGGCGGGGGACUCCUAAGUCCCCAUUGAGUGAUGGACCCCGAGUCUCGAGAGGCCAACUGUAUUUGCAGGGCAUCAAACCUCCAGUUCUGAGAUACUUUUCCGAGUCCUUGGAGAUGUGGUUGCAUUCCUACCCGUGGCCAACAGGUGGCAGUGUUGCCUGUGCCAUGAGACAGCCUAAGUCAUGCUUUGGUGGGAUGCCCGCACUGUAAAUGUGUCCUUGGCCCCGGGGUGGGGGUAAGCAGCUGCCAACGAACCACUGAGUCCGAGGCAGGGAAGGGGAGAGUAGAGACGUUGCCCAGAACCAACCACUGAAGCAGGUUACCGUUUCCCAGGCACCAUCAGGGCUGCUGCCGCACUUCACAGUGGAAGCCAUGUCGUCUCAUUUCCGGCCCUAGAAGCUGUGCUCAGGAUAGUUGGUGCUACCAAGCACAGAGCGUGAGGGCCACAAAAGGCCUUUGCUGGGUUCCAACAAGAGCUCAUCUUCUUUACUGGGUGCAAAAGGAGGCAGGGGCUGCCAACCAGACCUUAUUUCUCUAUAUUGUGGGCAUCCCAGAAGUGGGUAUCAAGGCAGGGAUUUGAGAAAGCGGGCCAAGUUUGGAUCCUGGCCUUUGAGUCUGAGCAACCAUCUUUUUCCUCAAGGCGUUUCUAUGGUGAGGGCUCACCUACACUCUGAGCAUCGGCCUGGAAGGCACAGGUACUUCGCUGGCAGUGGGGGCCGUGGAGCUGACUACCAAGGCGCUCCAUUGACAGGCCUGACAGCCAGCAGUUCUUGACAUGGAUCUGGGCAGGUGGAAGCUCAGCAGGUGACCGAGAGCCAGGGACCCACAGCACAUUCUACUUGUCUGAGGCUGCUUCUGCCCUAGGUUGGGGACUAGUGCUGAUAGCCCCCUCUGUACCCCAAGCCCUGACCUCUUUUGUGAUUAAUGAGCUGACGAUUCUACAUCGAUAAGGAAUUAACCUAGAGCCCCUGCCCAUCGAUAGCUAGGAGUUCAGAUUCCUAGCCCUGCCCCACCUCUGCCUGCUGGGAGGCUCCAGGGCACCCCCACCACCCUGCAGGGCUUCACACACAGACGGCAGCUGGUUUAUACUGGUUUAAUCCAUGUCAAAUGUAGUUUACAAAGGGUAAGGACAAGUACCUUUGUAUAGAAUAUACAGACACAGCAUCACACCACAGGGCGCACAGGAAGGCAAGGGAGAUAGCACUUCCGCCCAGAGCAGCACUCUACUCCCAGGAGUUGCUCUUAACAUCAGGCUGGGCAGCCAGGCACCCUCAGCCAGCCCGGCUGCAGCUUGUUUCUGCUCGGUCCCAUCUUUCACCCUACCCCCCCAGCUCCUCAUAUGAGCCCCAUGAGCUAAGACUAAGGAGGAUCAUAUCCCUUGGGGCACAUGGCCCACGUCUGGGAGAAGAAAUAUACACCACUGAACACCGAGCACAUGGGAAAGGGAAGAGAUGCCAUGGGAGAGGAAAGGCAGGCAGGCACCUUAAGAGGUGGAUGGGCCGAGCCCCCAGCCAGCCCUGAAGGGGGCACUGCUUCCAGGAGUCAUUAAAAAAAAAAAAGAAAAUCGUACAACCAAAGGGGAG